Plasmodium gallinaceum is the source of this 1893-nucleotide messenger RNA. Its product is annotated as lysine--tRNA ligase, putative. NCBI's taxonomy places the organism in Eukaryota, Apicomplexa, Aconoidasida, Haemosporida, Plasmodiidae. The coding region runs from base 1 to 1893 and encodes 630 amino acids. Gene Ontology annotation, molecular function: tRNA binding; ATP binding; lysine-tRNA ligase activity. Gene Ontology annotation, cellular component: cytoplasm; cytosol. The transcript has a single exon. Gene Ontology annotation, biological process: lysyl-tRNA aminoacylation. The record is from RefSeq and is a predicted model, not a curated record.
AUGAAAAAAAAGAAAAAGUUUUAUUUAUUAUUGUUAUUAUCUGUACUUAUAUGUAAUAAUUCAUUAUGUUUUAAAAAUAAUAAAUUGAAAUACUUUUUUAUAUUAAAACAGAAAAGCAAAUCAAGUAAAAAUUCGAACAAUUUUAUUUUACAUAAUUAUGGAAAAGAAUUUUUUGAAAGAGUAAAAAAGCUAAAUUUUUUAUCAGAUACUUUGAAUAUUGAUGCAUAUCCAUCAUCUUUCUUAAAAAGGAAUAUAAAAAUAUAUGAUUUAAAAAAAAAGUAUAAUUAUUUAAAAAAUGGAGAGCAGGAUAAUGAUACUUAUGUGAUUUAUGGUCGUGUAAUGAUAAAACGAAAUAACGGUAUGUUUCUAAAUAUACAAGAUGAUGAAGAUAACAUACAAAUUUACUUAGAUGAAAAUAUUACGAUUAAAAAAAAAACAGAUGAAAGAAAUGAUCACAUAAAAAGAAAAAAAUGUAAUUUGGAUAACCAUGAGUCUAAUAAUAUUUUAAUGGAUGACGCAAGUAUAAAUGAAAAAAAUAAUAGUUUAUAUGAUGAGUCAGAUAAAUUUAAAAACAUAAAUGAAGUAAAAGCUAGGAAGAUAGUAGAAAUAGGAGAUUUUAUAGCUAUAAAAGGGUUCAUUAGAAAAACUUUAAGAGGAGAAAUAACAUUACACACAAAAGAAAUACAAAUAUUAACAAAGUCAUUAUUGCCAUUACCAGAUAAGUAUAAGGGGAUGCAAGAUGUAGAAUAUAAAUAUAGAAAAAGGUACCUUGAUUUUUUAACUAAUAAAGAACAAAAAGAGAAAAUAAUAACAAGAUUUAAAUUAAUUCAAGAAAUAAGAAAAUAUUUAUUAAAAAGAAAUUAUUUGGAAGUUGAUACCCCCAUGUUACAGUUAUUACCAGGUGGAGCCACAGCUAAAGCAUUUGAAACUCAUUUGAAAUCUUUAAAUCUAAAUUUAUAUUUAAGAAUUUCCCCAGAAUUAUAUUUAAAAAAAUUAAUUAUAAGCGGAAUUUCAGAAAAAAUUUUUGAAUUAAGCAAAUGUUUUCGUAAUGAAGGAUUAAGUUCUAUUCACAACCCUGAAUUUACCUUAUUAGAGAUUUAUAAGUCUUACUCUAAUUAUAAAUAUAUGAUAAAAUUUGCUGAAAAAUUAAUAAAAAAAAUAGCAAAAAAGUUUAAUUCUAUAUCAGAUUAUAAUUUAAUUCACAAAAAAUGGAAAAAAAUAUCUUUUAUUAAAAUAAUAAAAAAGUAUACAUCUAUAAACUUUUUAAAUUUAUCUUUUGAUGAAGCUUAUGAUGCAGCUAAAAAAUUAAAUGUGACUUUUGAUCAAGAAAAAAGUAAUUUAAAUUGGGGGUUAGUUGUUGAAGAAGUUUUUAAAAGAAAGGUAGAACCAUUUUUGGGUUCUAAUCCCAUACAUAUUUUUCAUUUACCAUCAGAUACAUCAUCAUUAGCUAAAUCAUUAAAUAAAAAUAAAAAAUUAUCCGAAAGAUUUGAAACAUAUAUAGGAAAAAUGGAGAUAGCUAAUGGAUAUACAGAAGAAGCUAACCCAUUAAUGCAAGAAAAAAAAUUUAUAUUGCAAAGUUCUUUAAAAGAUAAAUGUAUGAACCAAAAUAUUAAUAGGAGUACAAAAUUAGACAGUGAUAAAAACAUAAAUCAAAAUAUCCAUAAAAAUAAUGAUCCUAAAGAAUUAUUUAAUAGAAAUAGCAAAACACAAAUAAAUAAACAAAAUGUAAAAAGUCAAAAUUAUGAUAUUGAUUAUGAUUAUAUAACAGCGUUGUCUCACGGAUUACCCCCGACUGGUGGUUUAGGAAUAGGCAUUGAUCGUUUAUGUAUGUUAUGUACUAACUCAAAUUCAAUUAAAAAUAUAUUAUCAUUUUCUAUUAUAAAACCAAAUUAA